ACAGGUGAGGGCAGCCCGCGCCUAUAUAAUGCCAGCCAUGCCAGUCCUCCGUGCAGGGCGCUGCAGUGACGGCUCCGUGUUACAAUGGAUGCGGGUUCCUGUUGCCUGCAAGUCUUGUCCUUGCGGAUAUAUUUUUAUCAGCAGAAAACUUCUACACGCGAGACAGACAGAGAGAGUACCCCCCACCUCAGAAAACCGCUCCGAUCCUAAGAGAAGGCGAACAGAGAGAAUUAGAAGAGAAAGAACAAACUCUACUGUCAACAAAGACCUGGAAAACAGGCGAAGGUCCCGAUCCAAUAGUCAGUCCGACCCGAUACGCCGCGGGAGGGGCCGACCAAAGACAGCAGCCACCAAGAAACAGGAGGAAGAAAAAGCAGCAGGGAGGAGCAGCAAGGAAUCUGGAGCUGAAGGGACUACAGUAAGAUACCCUGAAGAUAUGAGAACACAGCGGGGAGACCGGGGAAGUAGGAAGCAACAGUGGAUGGGAGAAGAGAAACAAGAGAAAGAGGUGGACAUGUAUGCCAACCUUUCAGAUGAAAAGGCUUUUGUGUUUUCAGUGGCAUUGGCAGAGAUUAAUAGAAAAAUAAUAAAUCAGAGACUUAUACUAUGAUCAAAGGGAGGACUGCCACCAUCAUGAAUCCAUGUGACUGUCAAUACCAAAAUAUAGACCUCUGUGUCUCCAGGAAAACGAUACAAGUAUGACCCUGCACUAAAGACUUUUGUAUUUUUUUUUUUUUUUUUUUUCUAGAGCAAUAUUAUAUUAUCACAUUGGUUAUUUUUGUUUUCUUUCCUUUACCACGUGGUGAUUUUAUUCUGUUCUUAAAAGAGGACUCCUCCUGGCCAGCAGCCAGAAUGCAAAUAUUUAAAUGCUUGAUAUAAAUAAAGAAAAUAUAUAUUGCAAUUUUAUAAAUUAAGUGUCUGACAAAUGUACAGUUUAUAUACACUUUAUAUAUUAAACAGGUGUCUCA
Hyla sarda is the source of this 968-nucleotide messenger RNA. It is a transcript of the gene HDIP1, whose product is annotated as chromosome 6 C16orf87 homolog. The transcript is spliced from 5 exons. Bases 29 to 610 code for a protein of 193 amino acids. Lineage: Eukaryota; Metazoa; Chordata; Amphibia; Anura; Hylidae. The record is from RefSeq and is a predicted model, not a curated record.